AUUGAAAUCAACCUUAAGCUCCUUUUAUCUCCACUCUAAAGGUAACCCCGAUUAUUGCUGACUUAAGCAUCGGAGUGUCUACCCCGAGGACCCACCUUAGGGCUUUGCAGUUCUAUAGGAACAUCAGUAUGAGACAGUAUUUGGUUUUUUAUGCGAAGGAUUUGGAUACAUCCCUAAAGCUGGUGAAAGCAUCAAAGUUGUCCUCGAAAGGGAUAAUCAAGAUGAUGAUGAUGAUAAGCACGAUGAAGAUGGAUCCAAUCAUCAAGAUGUGAAGGCAUCAAAUAUAUAGACUUGAGGUAGGGUAUUAGCUGCAAAUGCCUGAAGGGUUGGUGCUGUUUGUUUUGAGCAGAUAAACAAUGGGGAAGCAAUGUCAGAGACCAAAGAAAUAACUCAAUUGAUU
This is a messenger RNA of Rubroshorea leprosula, 400 nucleotides long. NCBI's taxonomy places the organism in Eukaryota, Viridiplantae, Streptophyta, Magnoliopsida, Malvales, Dipterocarpaceae. The record is from the annotation of a GenBank genome assembly.